AUGACGGAACGUGUAGAGGAAGGAAUGCUGGUUGUGGGUCCCGAGGAUGGAGACCACACUAUUGCUCAGGAAGGAGACCACACCAUCCGAGGCCGUCUUGUCCUCAUGGCCGCGUCCUCUGAGGAGAGCGUCCACCAUGGCAGUCAAGUUCCCCCGCUGGACGUCAACCCUCUGGUUCGCUUCCCAUUGCUGGUGUUCAACCUCACGCUGUGCCUGGCUGGCGUCGCGUUGAGCGCCGUGUCCGCGCUGUUGCUGGUGCAGACCCUGCAGUGGCGCGACGACAUCGAGGCCCUGCGACUUGGCGGUCUGGGCGGCCUGCUCAUGUCGCACCUCGAGCUGGCCCUGCUCGGGGCCGGGCUCCUGCUGAGUGCCGUCUCGUGUUGCGGCUGCGUCGGGGCGCUGCGCGAGAACGCCUGCCUGCUGCGCGCGUACUCCUUCUCCUUACUGGGCCUCAUCAUGACCGCCGCGGUGCUCGGCACGGUUGUGCUUGUCAUGCCAGCCGGAGCCAAGAGGGCCGUGCAGAGGACGCUGUCGUCCACGUUGGUGGUGCACUACCGCGACUCCCCGGACGCCCAGCAGCUGGUGGACGCUGUGCAGCGCCACCUGGGUUGCUGCGGCAUGACGAGCAAGAACUUCCGGGACUGGAACGACAACAUCUACUUCAACUGCAGCGCGGACAACCCGAGCCACGAGCGCUGUUCGGUGCCUCACUCGUGCUGCAAGAGCAACAACGCCAGCUUCCAGUGCGGCCGGGGCGUGCUCAACAUGAGCGACUACGAGGCCUGGUUCCACAUCAACUGGAACAACUGCGCCGACGCGGCGCUGCACGCGCUGCGCGCCCACGCGCUCGCCGUGUGCGGAGGCUGCCUGGCGCUCUCGCUCUGCCUCGCCUUCCUCGACGCGCUGGCGCAUACCACGCGCUCCGAGAUCCGCCUCAUACGCGACUACUACGCGCGCCACGGACUGACCGCGUAG
Molecule: messenger RNA, 975 nt
Organism: Rhipicephalus microplus (southern cattle tick)
Lineage: Eukaryota; Metazoa; Arthropoda; Arachnida; Ixodida; Ixodidae
Product: tetraspanin-33
Cellular component (GO): plasma membrane
Source: RefSeq, a predicted model, not a curated record